AUGGAGGAAUCUGUCCCAGAUACCCCCAGCCUCCGAAGGGAUGUUGACGACACGGACACCGUCGCCACAGUCCUCAUAGCGCCUAAGACGCAACAAACGCCCCUUUCCCAGCGCUACACCCAGCCAACCCAGAUCAUCGACCGUACACCAAAUGAAGCCAAGUCCGUGGUCCAAGUCGCAGCUUCCUCACCCGCAGGACCAGCCACCUCUCCCUCCAGACCUCGCGGCGGCAUGCUUGCAAAUUUGAUGGCACCAAGUGGCACGCAAUUUCGCGCUCCUACAAUCCCACAACCACAAAAACGAGCGCCUGUUUUAAGUGACGACGAGGGUCCUAACUACGCGGGAGGUUCUUCAGAUGAAGACGAGUUGAGCAUUGCGACAAACAUCAAACCGCGAAUCUUGUCCAAGACUCCUUCCAGGAGCCCAGAAAAAAUCAUGGAAUCGCCGAUUUCGAAUAACACUGGUUCUCAAACGGCUUUUAAGGACAUAGCAGCUCGUUUUGCUUACCAGCCUGGUAGCAAGAGAUCAAGCGAGCAUCUUGAUCAGUCUUUUGACUCUGCGAAGAAAUUCAAACAAACCACCAUAUCGCGCGCCAUACCCGUCGACGACGACAACUCGAAUAUUUUUGACGAGAUUAAGACCAUCGAAGAUAUUGAAGACAACCGUAUGAGAAAUUUUGUUACACGUUUAUUGAGUUUAUUUCCUUCCUUCACAAUACAGGAAGGUCUGAGAGCUUUUAUGAAGAGUAGCGGGAAUUUUGAUCGUGCAUGCGAACAGAUCGCAGAACAGGAGGACCUCGACAGAGUCAGCUCGCCAGAUGAAUUGACUACCACUACACACCCUCGCGAACAUAUGAACACAGCGAAGCAAAACAUCAAGUCGAAACAAAAGAUCCUGGAGAAAUAUACCGCCAACGUGCAAAGAAAGGACAUUCCAGAGGUUCAAGAUGACCCUAAACCCAAGGGUAGACGGUUGAUGCGUGGCCCUCGACCAGGCGCUACUUCUUCAGAGGCCUCGCCUGCGCCUGAAGCUGCCCCAAAGCCCAAAGGUCGGCUUAUACAAAGAAAAGAUCUGAAGCGUCAUGAUUCUCCUGAAGAAGAGAGUAUGGCCUCUGAGUCUGAGUCCGAUGCAAGCUCCGAGGAAGACAAUAGUGAAAUCGAAACAAAAGUUCUCAAAUUCAUCAACACGUGUACUGUCCCAGCUCUCGCUGAUCUUGCCGCUACUCCUGAGUCGAUUGCUACGAUUAUUAUCAAUGCGCGGCCCUUCCGUACACUGAAUGCUGUUCGAGCUGUAACGGACAAUGCUGGAGAGGGUACUAGCCAGAAGAAAUCACGAAGACCAAGGAAGCCAAUCGGCGACAAGGUCGUUGACAAGGCAGUUGAGAUGAUGAAGGGCUACGAGGCAUGCGAUGCGCUAGUGGCGCAUUGUGAGAGUCUAGGAAAGCCCUUGGCUGCUGAAAUGAAGCAAUGGGGUAUUGAUAUAUUUGGAAAUAAGGGCAAUGGGGAGUUGGAGUUGGUCAGUUUGGAUCACGAUUCUGGGAUUGGCACACCAACAACCGAUGACGGUGACGAAGUUGUGACCCAUGGUGGGCGGAAGUCUCGUUUUGUCUCACAACCGUCGAUUAUUUCGCCCGACUAUACGCUGAAAAAUUAUCAGAUCGUCGGAAUUAAUUGGUUGACGCUUUUGUUUCACAAGCAACUUAGUUGUAUCCUUGCGGACGACAUGGGUUUGGGGAAAACGUUUCAGGUCAUUGCGUUUCUUGCGCACUUGUUUGAGCAAGGUAUUACUGGUCCUCAUCUUAUCGUCGUACCAGCGUCUACGAUUGAAAACUGGCUACGCGAAUUCAGCAAGUUCUGCCCUACGCUCAAUGUCAUGCCUUACUAUGCCAAACAACAAGAACGUGCAGAGAUUCGAGCUGCGAUCGAAGACGACAGAGAGAAUAUCAAUGUUGUCAUCACGACCUAUACCGUUGCAAAAGCAAAAGAAGACUCACGCUUUUUGAGAAAUCUCGGUUUCUGUGUUUGCGUUUUCGAUGAGGGACAUGUGUUGAAGAAUAGCGAAUCAAAGAUUUACGAUCAGCUAGUCAGAAUCCCUGCCGAGUUUCGCUUAUUACUUACUGGGACCCCGUUACAAAACAAUCUUCAGGAGCUCGUUUCACUGCUUGGUUUCAUGUUGCCAGACGUUUUCAGCAAGCAUAGAGAGGACUUGCAGACCAUAUUCGCGCAAAAAGCAAAGGCAACCGAUGCUUCGGAACAUGCUACUUUAUUAUCGGCUCAGCGUAUUGCGCGCGCUAGGUCAAUGAUUGCACCUUUUGUGCUUCGAAGGAAGAAGCAUCAGGUUAUCGAUCUUCCUGCAAAGGUCUCCCGAGUAGAGUACUGCGAAAUGAAUGAGACUCAGAAAGAGAUCUAUCGACAAGAGAACGAAGAAGUGCGUGCACUUCUCGCCGAUCGUGCUGCGGGUAAAAAGACCGGGAACAAAUCAGCCCAUAUUCUGAUGAAACUACGAUUCACAGCAAUUCAUCCGCUUUUGAAACGACGACUUUACAACGACAAGAUUCUGGGCAAGAUGGCCAAAGCGUGCUUGAAAGAGGAACAGUGGUCUUUGUCCGAUCCAGACAUCAUUUUCGAGGAAUUACAACCUUAUAACGAUUUCGAAUGUCAUUCCAUGUGUGUUAAACAUCCGAAAUCCCUCGGACCAUUUACAUUGAAGAACCAAGAAUGGAUGAACUCUGGAAAGAUCGACAAGCUUUGCGAAUUACUGAAGAAAUUUAAGGAGAAUGGCGACCGAACUCUCAUUUUCUCACAAUUCACUCUCGUCAUGGACAUUUUGGAGUACGUCCUUGAGACAGUCAAUAUGAGAUUUUUCCGUCUCGACGGCCGCACCAACGUCGAAGAUCGCCAAGCAAUUCUGGAUGCCUUCUAUGAACAGACGGAUAUCCCGGUGUUUAUGCUGUCAACCAAAGCAGGAGGUGCAGGAAUCAAUCUCGCAUGUGCCAACAAAGUCAUCAUUUUCGACUCUAGCUUCAAUCCGCAGGAAGACGUCCAAGCAGAGAAUCGAGCACACCGUGUUGGUCAAACGAGGGAGGUUGAAGUAAUUCGACUUGUUACGAAAGGGACUAUCGAGGAGCAAAUCUAUGCAUUGGGACAGACGAAACUGGCGCUUGAUCAGCGAGUUGUGGGUGAUGAUCCGACAGAGUCCAAGCGUAGUGAGGAAGCUGGUAUGAAGGCUGUUGAGGACAUGAUUGCGGCUGAUUUGAAUUAG
Messenger RNA from Talaromyces stipitatus ATCC 10500, 3261 nucleotides. Its product is annotated as SNF2 family helicase/ATPase, putative. Gene Ontology annotation, cellular component: nucleus. Lineage: Eukaryota; Fungi; Ascomycota; Eurotiomycetes; Eurotiales; Trichocomaceae. Gene Ontology annotation, molecular function: DNA binding; ATP binding; chromatin binding. Bases 1 to 3261 code for a protein of 1086 amino acids. The transcript has a single exon. The record is from RefSeq and is a predicted model, not a curated record.